CAGUGUUAUUAAACUUGAGCUCAAAUUCAGACAAAUGAUAAAAUUUAGAGCAAAAGAUACGACGAAACGGAUGAUUCUCCGAAUCGUUGGUGGAGGUCGUGAUAAGAUCACAGAACCAGAGGACGACCAAUCACAUAGUGACGCCGCACUGGCCAACAACUGGACUAAUUUGAAUAAGUUGAGACAACCGCCGGAAAUUCAUAGCAAUGAAAACAUUGCAGCUGCAAGUGGUCGUACCCUUAGGAGGCGAUUGAGUGAUCAGGCCAUCAAAGAACGGCUGCGAGAUUUCCAAAAGGAAAGGCGACUCAUUUAUGCCGAACAGUUUGUUAACUGGACACUUGUGGACUGGUCGCACUUUUUGGAAGAUUCAAUUCUCCCUCAGAUUGAUCGGCAUUUCGAUGACGGGAACGUGCAUUUAUUGCAUGACAAUCAUCCCGUUCACAAAUCAAAUUUAGUCAGGAAUUGGAUUAACGAGAACAUCGGUCCCAUCGAGCACUUCCCUCUACCACAUCCA
Messenger RNA from Oppiella nova, 514 nucleotides. The record is from the annotation of a GenBank genome assembly. NCBI's taxonomy places the organism in Eukaryota, Metazoa, Arthropoda, Arachnida, Sarcoptiformes, Oppiidae.